This is a messenger RNA of Drosophila busckii, 2981 nucleotides long. Its product is annotated as V-type proton ATPase 116 kDa subunit a. The transcript has 6 exons. NCBI's taxonomy places the organism in Eukaryota, Metazoa, Arthropoda, Insecta, Diptera, Drosophilidae. Bases 195 to 2714 code for a protein of 839 amino acids. The record is from RefSeq and is a predicted model, not a curated record. Gene Ontology annotation, biological process: proton transmembrane transport; vacuolar acidification. Gene Ontology annotation, cellular component: plasma membrane; vacuolar proton-transporting V-type ATPase, V0 domain; vacuolar proton-transporting V-type ATPase complex. Gene Ontology annotation, molecular function: ATPase binding; proton-transporting ATPase activity, rotational mechanism.
AAAGCAAAUGAACGCUGGUGCUGACCAGACGUGUGCUUUUCGGUUUUGUGUCGAGAUCGUUUCAGUUAACAGACAGGAGCGCAACGGGCCAAACAAGUUCUAAAUAUAACGCGCAUACGCUUGGCGAAUCUUAAUUUCGUUUUGUAUAAAAAUCAGUUUCGGAGCUGCAAAGGGAAACGUGAACAGUCGCCAAGAUGGGGGAUAUGUUCCGUAGUGAGCAAAUGGCACUAUGCCAGAUGUUUAUACAACCAGAGGCCGCCUAUACCUCUGUCUCCGAGCUGGGUGAAACUGGCUGCGUGCAGUUUCGUGAUUUGAACUCCAAUGUCAACGCCUUCCAGCGCAAGUUCGUGACGGAGGUGCGCCGUUGCGAUGAGCUGGAGCGCAAGAUACGCUACAUUGAGACGGAGAUCAAGAAGGACGGCAUUGCGCUGCCGGACAUUCAGGAUGAUAUUCCACGCGCGCCCAAUCCACGCGAGAUCAUUGAUCUGGAGGCGCAUUUGGAGAAAACUGAAACUGAAAUGAUUGAGCUGGCGCAGAAUGAGGUCAACAUGAAGUCCAACUAUCUGGAGCUGACCGAACUGCGCAAGGUGCUGGAGAACACGCAGGGCUUCUUCUCUGACCAGGAGGUGCUCAACCUGGACUCGAGCAACCGUGGCGGCGCUGCCGGUGUCGAUGAGGCAACUGCUCAGCAUCGCGGCCGUCUGGGCUUUGUCGCUGGCGUCAUCAAUCGCGAGCGCGUCUUUGGCUUUGAGCGCAUGUUGUGGCGCAUAUCGCGUGGCAAUGUGUUCCUCAAGCGCUCCGACCUGGACGAUCCACUCAAUGAUCCAGCCACUGGUCAUCCCAUCUACAAGACCGUCUUUGUGGCCUUCUUCCAGGGCGAGCAGCUCAAGAAUCGCAUCAAGAAGGUGUGCACCGGCUUCCAUGCCUCGCUGUAUCCUUGCCCCAGCUCGCACAAUGAGCGCGAAGAGAUGGUCACAAAUGUGCGCACACGUCUGGAGGAUCUGAAGCUGGUGCUGAGCCAGACUGAGGAUCAUCGCAGCCGCGUGCUGGCCACAGUCUCCAAGAAUCUGCCAUCCUGGUCGAUUAUGGUGAAGAAAAUGAAGGCCAUCUAUCAUACGCUCAAUCUGUUCAACAUGGAUGUGACCAAGAAGUGUCUCAUUGGCGAGUGCUGGGUGCCCACCAAGGAUUUGCCCAUUGUGCAAAAGGCUCUGUCCGAUGGCUCUGCCGCUGUGGGCAGCACCAUCCCGUCGUUCCUCAAUGUCAUCGACACCAACGAGCAGCCGCCCACAUUUAAUCGCACCAACAAGUUCACGCGUGGCUUCCAGAACCUUAUCGACGCCUAUGGCAUUGCCUCUUAUCGCGAAUGCAAUCCGGCUCUGUAUACUUGCAUAACAUUCCCCUUCCUGUUUGCCAUUAUGUUUGGCGAUAUGGGUCACGGCCUGAUUUUGGUUUUGUUCGGCGCUUGGAUGGUGCUGUCGGAGAAGAAGCUGGCACGCAUUCGCAAUGGCGGCGAGAUCUGGAACAUUUUCUUUGGCGGUCGCUAUAUUAUUCUGCUGAUGGGUCUGUUCUCCUGCUACACUGGCUUCAUCUACAACGAUGUGUUCUCCAAGUCGAUGAACAUCUUUGGCUCGCGCUGGGUAAACAAUUACAAUACCUCAACGGUGCUCAGCAACCCGUCACUGCAGUUCCCACCACGCACCUCAUCCAAGGGCAUCUAUCCGCUUGGCUUGGAUCCCAUUUGGCAGAUGGCUGACAACAAGAUCAUCUUCUUGAACAGCUUUAAGAUGAAGCUCUCCAUUAUUAUUGGUGUGCUGCAUAUGGUCUUCGGUGUCUGCAUGUCUGUCUGCAACUUUGUGCACUUCAAGCGCUACUCCUCCAUCUUCCUGGAGUUUGUGCCACAGAUUUUGUUCCUGCUGCUGUUGUUCGGCUACAUGGUGUUCAUGAUGUUCUUCAAAUGGAUCAAGUACACCACCUUUACCGACUUCCAGGAGGAGACUGCCGGCUGUGCGCCCUCCGUGCUCAUUAUGUUCAUCAACAUGAUGCUGUUCAAGAACACACCACCACCAGCUGGCUGCAAGGAGUUCAUGUUUGAGGCACAGCCUGGUCUGCAGAAGGUCUUUGUCAUCAUUGGUCUCAUUUGUAUACCCUGGAUGCUGUUGGGCAAGCCAUUGUACAUUAAAUUCACACGCAAGAACACCGCGCACUUUCAACAGAUCAAGCACAAUGGUGAGCUGACAGGUAACAUGGAGCUGGCCGAGGGUGAAACUCCACUGCCCACUGGCAGCUCUGGACAUGAUGAGAGCGCUGGCGGCGGUCACAGCCACGAUGACGAGCCCAUGAGUGAAAUCUAUAUACAUCAAGCUAUACACACAAUCGAAUACGUGCUCAGCACCAUUUCGCAUACAGCCUCAUAUCUGCGUCUCUGGGCUUUGUCCUUGGCUCAUGCUCAGCUCUCUGAAGUGUUGUGGAGCAUGGUUUUGUCGCUUGGCCUGAAAACUACCACGUUUACUGGUUCCAUUGGCUUGUUCGUCAUCUUCGGAGCCUGGGCCAUGUUCACGCUGGCCAUUCUGGUCAUGAUGGAGGGCUUGUCUGCCUUCUUGCAUACGCUGCGUCUGCACUGGGUCGAGUUCAUGAGCAAGUUCUACGAGGGUCUCGGCUUUGCAUUCCAGCCCUUCAGCUUCAAGGCAAUUGUGGAUGGCGAAGAGGAGGAAUAAAGCUGCACAAAAUAUAUAUAUAUAUAUCAUAUAUAUGCGCUCGUUUAUUAUGCCUUAACCGUUAUGUUUUUUCUUUGUUUAAAAUCUUGUGGACAUUGUCAGUAUUGUGGUGCUCUUCCCACAUGUUCCUUUAGCCAUUGUAUUCCAUCCGUUUUUGUCAAAAUACUUAAAUUGUAUAUGUUUGUAUUUUGUUAUGUAUUCUCAAUAUCGUUUCAAAGCAAUAAUUUUUGAUAUUCAUUGUUACAAAUAAUUAUAAACAAAAUUGUG